Molecule: messenger RNA, 9175 nt
Organism: Sciurus carolinensis (gray squirrel)
Lineage: Eukaryota; Metazoa; Chordata; Mammalia; Rodentia; Sciuridae
Gene: Ptprb
Product: protein tyrosine phosphatase receptor type B
Exons: 34
Coding region: 31-6681 (2216 amino acids)
Biological process (GO): protein dephosphorylation; angiogenesis
Molecular function (GO): protein tyrosine phosphatase activity; cadherin binding
Source: RefSeq, a predicted model, not a curated record
AGCGAAGCAUGAAGAGUUGUUAAGUGGAAAAUGGAGGCUGAAUUUUACAUGGCGAUCCUUACCAGCCUGAUCUUCGGGAGCUCGGAGGGGUUUCAGAUUGUCCAUGUCCAGAAACAUCAGUGCCUUUUCGUAAAUGAGAGAGUGAUCAUGGGCUCCUGCAGUGGCACCAGCCAGAACCAGCAGUGGCUGUGGGCUGAGGAUGGAAAGCUCCUCCACGUUGAAUCUGCACUGUGCCUGGGCUUCUCCAGUUCCUCCGGUGGCCCUUCCCGUGCAGCCGUCCUCACCCCCUGCUCCCAAGCACCCCAGUGGACCUGCUAUGAGCAGGAAGGGUUCCUUGAGGUAGAAAAUACCUCCUUCUUUCUCAAGAAACAAGGCCCCAAAGUAGUGGUCAAGAAAGGCAGGAAAUACCUUCAUAGCUGGAUGAAAAUAAACGUCAACAAGGAGGGAAAAGUGGUCAAUGAAAGCCUCUGCUUAAAAAAAGCUGGCCUGGGAGCAGAAGUUUCAGUGAGGAGCACUAGAAACACAGCUCCUCCCCAGAUCCCUACUACUUUAUUUAAUACAGUUCCAUAUAGCCCGGAGCACCUUCUUAGGAACACCACGGAGGCCUUCAUCAGGAACACUACAGAAAACCACAGCCACAACAGCAGCAAGAAGCCUUACCCCAGUCUGCCUGCGACUGGAAUUGCAGAUACAUCGUGGGUGCCAUCAACUACUUGGCCCUUCUCCAGUACCACCAAAGAGACUGGACUGGGAGAGCCAGUGAGAUGUAACUUCACACUGACGAAGUCCAGUGUCUCCAGCUUGUCGGUGUUUAUCCAGUGGAGAACUUUAGGGUCACCAUGUAACUUUAGCCUCAUCUAUAGCAGUGACACCUCAGGGCCCUCGUGGUGCCACCCCAUUCGGAUAGACAACUCUACCUAUGGAUGUAACCCCAAGGAUUUACAAGCGGGAACCAUCUACAACUUCAGGAUUGUUUCUCUGGAUGGAGAAGAGAAAACCGUGGUCUUGCAAACAGAUCCUUUACCUCCUGCUAAGUUUGGAAUCAGUAAAGAGAAGACUACUUCAACCAGCCUGCCUGUUUGGUGGACUCCAUCUCCUGGAAAAGUCACCUGGUAUGAGGUGCAGUUAUUGGAUGAUAAUAACCAAAAGAUGCAAGGUGUCCAAAUUCAAGGAAGUACAUCAGGGAAUGAACACACGUUUUUUAACCUCACUGCUGGUAAUUAUUAUAAUAUUGCCAUUACAUCUGUUUCUGGAGAGAAGCGUUCCUCUACAGUUUAUACCAAUGGAUCAACAGUGCCAUCUCCAGUGAAAGAUAUUGGUAUUUCAUCAAAAACUAAUUCUCUCCUGAUUUCCUGGUCCCAUGGUUCUGGAAAUGUGGAACAAUACAGGCUGAUGCUAAUGGAUAAAGGGAUCCUAGUUCAUGACAGUAUUAUGGACAAACGUGAUACCACCUACACUUUUCAUGGACUGACACCUGGCCACCUCUACAACCUCACUAUUGUGACCAUGGCUGCCGGACUGAAAAACUACAGGUGGAAACUAGUCAGGACAGCCCCCAUGGAAGUCUCAAAUUUGAAGGUAACAAAUGAUGGCAGUUUGACCUCUCUGAAAGUCAAAUGGCAAAGACCUCUUGGAGAUGUGAGUUCCUACAAUGUGACCCUGUCUCACCAAGGGACCAUCAUGGAAUCCAGAGUAUUAGCACCACAGGUCAUUGAAACUCACUUUAAAGACUUAGCCCCUGGAAGUCUUUAUCAAGUUACUGUCAGCAGUAUUUCUGGUGAACUGUCUGCUCAGAAGAUGGCAGUGGGCAGAACAGUACCAGACAAAGUUGGAAAUCUGGAGGCAAACAAUGGUGGGAUGAGGUCCCUUGUGGUGAGCUGGUCGCCCCCUGCUGGAGACUGGGAGCAGUACCGGAUCCUGCUCUUCAAUGAUUCGGUGGUGCUGCUCAACACCACUGUGGGAAAGGAGGAAACACAGUAUGUCAUGGAUGGUGUGGGCCUCAUACCCGGAAGACAGUAUGAGGUAGAAGUCAUCGUUGAGAGUGGAAAUCUGAAGAAUUCUGAGCGUUGCCAAGGCAGAACAGUCCCUCUGGCUGUCCUCCAGCUUCGUGUCAAACAUGCUAAUGAAACCUCACUGGGCAUCAUGUGGCAGACCCCUGCUGCAGAGUGGGAGAAAUACAUAAUCUCUCUAGCUGACAGAGACCUCUUACUCAUCCACAAGUCACUCUCCAAAGAUGCCAAAGAAUUCACUUUUACUGACCUGGUACCUGGACGAAAAUACACAGCUACGGUCACCAGUAUUAGUGGAGACUUAAAAAAUUCCUCUUCAAUAAAAGGAAGAACAGUACCUGCCCAAGUGACUGGCCUGCAUGUGACCAACCAAGGGAUGACCAGUAGUCUAUUUACCAACUGGACAGAGGCACUGGGAGACAUAGAAUUCUACCAAGUCUUACUGAUCCAUGAAAACGUGGUCAUCAAGAAUGAAAGUGUCUCCAGUGAGACUAACAGAUACAGCUUUCACUCUCUGAAAUCAGGCAGCCUCUACUCUGUGGUGGUAACAACAGUGAGCGGAGGGAUCUCCUCCAGACAAGUGGUGGUGGAAGGAAGGACAGUCCCUUCCAGUGUGAGUGGAGUGACAGUGAACAAUUCAGGUCGUAAUGACUACCUCAGUGUUUCCUGGCUGCCGGCACCUGGAGACGUGGAUAACUAUGUGGUGACCCUCUCCCAUGAGAGCAGGGUGGUUCAGUCCCUGGUCAUUGCCAAGUCUGUCAGCGAGUGUUCCUUCAGUUCCCUCACCCCAGGCCGCCUCUACAAUGUGACCAUAAGUACAAGGAGUGGCAAGUAUGAGAAUCAUUCCUUCAGCCAAGAGCGGACAGUGCCUGACAAGGUUCAGGGUGUCAGUGUUAGUAACUCAGCCAGAAGUGACUAUCUAAAGGUGUCCUGGGUGCAUGCCACUGGGGACUUUGAUCACUAUGAAGUCACCAUCAAAAACAAAAACAACUUCAUUCAAACCAAGAGCAUUCCCAAGUCGGAAAAUGAGUGUGUAUUUGUUCAGCUCAUCCCUGGACGAUUAUACAGUGUCACCGUUAGUACAAAAAGUGGACAAUAUGAAGCCAGCGAACAAGGGAACGGGAGAACAAUCCCAGAACCUGUUAAGGAUCUAACACUGCGGAAUAGGAGCACUGAGGACCUGCAUGUGACCUGGUCCCUAGCUGAUGGGGAUGUUGACCAGUAUGAGAUCCAGCUGCUCUUCAAUGACAUGAAAGUAUUUCCUCCUUUUCACCUUGUAAAUACUGCAACCGAGUAUCGGUUCACCUCCCUAACACCAGGGCGCCAGUAUAAAAUUCUUGUCUUGACGAUCAGUGGGGAUGUACAGCAGUCAGCCUUCAUUGAAGGCUUAACAGUUCCCAGUGCUGUCAAAAAUAUUCAUAUUUCUCCCAAUGGAGCAACGGAUAGCCUGACAGUGACUUGGACCCCGGGUGGUGGCGAUGUUGAUUCCUACGUGGUAUCAACAUUCAGACAGAAUCAGAAGGUUGACUCUCAGACCAUCCCCAAGCACGUCUCUGAGCACACGUUUCAUAGACUGGAGGCAGGGGAGCAGUACCAAAUUGUGAUUGCCUCGGUCAGUGGGUCACUAAGGAACCAGAUAGACGCACUCGGGCGGACAGUUCCAGCAUCUGUCCAGGGACUAAGUGCAGACAAUGCAUACAGCAGUCAUUCCUUAAUAGUAAGUUGGCAAAAAGCUGCUGGUGUGGCAGAGAGAUAUGAUGUCCUACUUCUAAAUGAAAAUGGAAUCCUUCUGAGUAACACAUCAGAACCAGCUACUGCUAAACAGCACAAAUUUGAAGAUCUAACACCAGGCAAGAAAUACAAGAUACAGAUUCUAACUGUCAGCGGAGGGCUCUUUAGCAAGGAAGCCCAAACUGACGGCCGAACAGUCCCAGCAGCUGUCACCAAUCUGAGGAUCACAGAAAACUCCACUAGACACCUGUCCUUCAGUUGGACUGCCUCAGAGGGAGAGCUCAACUGGUACAACAUCUUUCUGUAUAACCCGGAUCGAACUCUUCAGGAAAGGGCCCAAGUGGACCCACAAAUCCAGAGCUUCUCUUUCCAGAACUUGCUACAAGGUCGAAUGUACAAAAUGGUGAUCGUGACUCACAGUGGGGAGCUGUCUAAUGAGUCUUUCAUAUUUGGUAGAACAGUCCCAGCUCCUGUGAGUCAUCUCAAGGGAUCCAAUCGGAACAUGACAGAUAGCCUUUGGUUCAGCUGGAGUCCAGCCUCUGGGGACCUUGACUUUUAUGAGCUGAUUCUCUACAAUCCCAAUGGCACAAAAAAGGAAAACUGGAAAGACAAGGACCUGACAGAGUGGCGUUUUCAGGGUCUUGUCCCUGGAAGGAAGUACACACUGUGUGUGGUAACUCACAGUGGAGAUCUCAGCAAUAAGGUCACAGGGGAGGGCAGAACAGCCCCAAGUCCUCCCAGUCUUUUGUCAUUUGCUGAUGUUGCAAACACAUCUUUGGCCAUCACCUGGAAGGGACCCCCAGACUGGACGGACUACAAUGACUUUGAGCUACAGUGGCUCCCCAGAGAUGCACUCACUGUCUUCAAUCCCUACAGCAACAGAAAAUCAGAAGGACGCAUUGUGUAUGGUCUUCGUCCGGGCAGAUCCUAUCAAUUCAGUGUCAAGACUGUCAGUGGAGAUUCCUGGAAAACCUAUAGCAAACCAAUUUCUGGAUCUGUGAGGACAAAGCCGGACAAAAUACAAAACCUGCAUUGCCGGCCCCAGAACUCGACAGCCAUUGCCUGUUCUUGGAUUCCUCCGGAUUCUGACUUCGAUGGGUAUAGUAUUGAAUGCCGCAAAAUGGAUACCCAAGAAAUUGAGUUUUCCCGAAAACUGGAGAAAGAAAAAUCUCUGCUCAACAUCAUGAUGCUGGUACCCCAUAAGAGGUACCUGGUGUCCAUCAAGGUGCAGUCGGCUGGUGUGACCAGUGAGGUGGUUGAAGACAGUACCAUCACAAUGAUAGACCGUCCUCCUCCUCCACCUCCACAUGUUCGUGUGAAUGAGAAGGAUGUGCUAAUUAGCAAAUCUUCCAUCAACUUUACUGUCAACUGCAGCUGGUUCAGUGACACCAACGGAGCUGUGAAAUACUUCACAGUGGUGGUGAGAGAGGCUGAUGGCAGCGAUGAGCUGAAGCCAGAACAACAGCACCCUCUCCCUUCUUACCUGGAAUACAGGCACAAUGCCUCCAUUCGAGUGUAUCAAACCAAUUAUUUUGCCAGCAAAUGUGCCGAAAGUCCUGACAGCAACUCCAAGAGUUUUAACAUAAAGCUUGGAGCAGAGAUGGACAGCCUAGGUGGAAAAUGCGAUCCUAGUCAGCAAAAAUUCUGUGAUGGACCACUGAAGCCACACACUUCUUACAGAAUCAGCAUUCGGGCUUUUACUCAGCUGUUUGAUGAAGACCUGAAAGAAUUCACAAAGCCACUCUACUCAGACACAUUUUUCUCUUUGCCUAUCACCACUGAGUCAGAGCCCUUGUUUGGAGUCAUCGAAGGUGUGAGUGCUGGCCUGUUUUUAAUUGGCAUGUUGGUGGCUCUCAUUGCCUUCUUCAUCUGCAGACGGAAAACGAGCCAUGGUCGAGAAAGGCCCUCUGCCCGCCUGAGCAUUCGUAGGGAUAGACCAUUAUCAGUUCACUUGAAUCUGGGCCAGAAAGGUAACCGGAAAACUUCUUGUCCCAUAAAAGUAAAUCAGUUUGAAGGACAUUUCAUGAAGCUGCAGGCUGACUCCAACUACCUUCUAUCCAAGGAAUAUGAGGACUUAAAAGACGUGGGCCGAAACCAGUCAUGUGAUAUUGCACUCUUGCCAGAAAAUAGAGGGAAAAAUCGAUACAACAAUAUAUUGCCCUAUGAUGCCUCAAGAGUGAAGCUGUCCAACGUAGAUGAUGACCCAUGCUCCGACUACAUCAAUGCCAGCUAUGUCCCAGGCAACAACUUCAGAAGAGAAUACAUUGCUACUCAGGGACCACUUCCUGGCACCAAGGAUGACUUCUGGAAAAUGGCGUGGGAACAGAACGUUCACAACAUUGUCAUGGUGACUCAGUGCGUGGAGAAGGGCAGGGUAAAGUGUGACCAUUACUGGCCAGCAGAUCAGGACUCCCUCUACUAUGGGGACCUCAUCCUGCAGAUGCUCUCAGAGUCGGUGCUGCCCGAGUGGACCAUCAGGGAGUUUAAGAUAUGCAGCGAGGAGCAGCUUGAUGCAAACAGACUCAUCCGUCACUUUCACUACACAGUGUGGCCAGACCAUGGAGUCCCAGAAACCACCCAGUCCUUGAUCCAGUUUGUGAGAACUGUCAGGGACUACAUCAACAGGACUCCUGGUGCAGGGCCCACCGUGGUGCACUGCAGUGCUGGUGUGGGUAGAACUGGAACCUUUAUUGCCUUGGACCGAAUCCUUCAGCAGUUAGAUUCCAAAGAUUCUGUGGACAUUUAUGGAGCAGUGCAUGACCUAAGACUUCACAGGGUUCACAUGGUCCAGACGGAGUGUCAAUACAUAUAUCUACAUCAGUGUGUAAGAGAUGUCCUCAGAGCAAGGAAGCUGCGGAGUGAACAAGAAAACCCCUUGUUUCCCAUCUACGAAAAUGUGAAUCCAGAGUAUCACAGAGAUGCAGUCUAUUCAAGGCAUUAAGAAUGUACCCGAAGAUCUCCUGGAUAAAAAUUUUUCACUGUGUGAUUUUUUUUUUUUAAUUUGCUUCUUGCCCUGCAGAGGUGCCAGCUAUUUCUGUCAAUACUAUGUAUAAUUUAUUAAUCUGGAGAAUGUUAAAGAAUUUAUGUAAUUUAAAGGUAACAGAUAUUAUUGUACAUAGUUGUAUUUUGUAGUUUUUCCUGUAAAUAUGUAUUUUUUCAUAAUGUUUAAUAUUAAGCUUUAUAUAAUACUAUUUUUUCACCCAAAAGUGUUCAUGGCUUGUUCUACAUAAACUAAUUCAACCUGUAUGGCAGGAUUACUGGUAAAAUAUACAUGGAUGUGUUUGCAGAGAAAAACCCCUUGGGCUGUGUUUCUUACCUGUCUUAAUAUUCACUGGACAGGAUAAAGAGCAGACUAGAGAGCGUGGAUAGCAUGACUAGAUUGGCUGCUUUGCUGUCCCCUGAAUCUUGAGGUCCACAUAUGAUUCAGAUAUUAUUAGGAGAAAUAAAAGUCAAAUAAGGUUUAGGGCUGGGGGAGUAACAUGUAGAGUGCAUGCUUAGUAUGCACUGAUCAUAAGCAUGAAGAAAAGAAAGAAAAAGUAUUAGAAGGAGGGGGGAAAGCAUCAGAUAGCAGCAAAGCUGAGCUUUGUCAUUGUGUCUAAAUGAGCUGCUCUCUGCUCUUGCUCCUGCCAGGGAUUCAAGCCCAGGUGGCCAGCUCAGGGGCCUUGUGACUUACAGUAGAGGCCCAGGCUGCAUGGUAAAGGGAAUUCCUGUUAAGAAGAAUGCCAACUCUAGCCCUGAAUGGAAACAAAACACAGGAGCUCCAUCCACAGUGAUUAGAGGUUAUUUUGCUGCAUUCACAGCGUGGAACCUGCACAUGCACACCUGGGCUGUCGUGCUGGCUCCUGGACACACACCAGUCCUUGUCUUAUUUCCAGUGGUCUGCUUUCCUGGAGAGGUCAUGCUUGGUUUUUCCCAUUAAAAGAAUAUGGUGGCAGGUGAAGCUCUUGGCCAAAGGAUCUAAUACCAACAUUUUCCUAGAAACAUCUGUAAACAUCCUAUAUAGCUAAUUAAAAAGCAAACAGCAGAAAACACAGAAAUGCAGUGGCUCUUAAAGUUUUCCAAAAGAUUUUAUAGUAGGUCAAUGGAGUCAAAAUUUCAAGUAGUCACCUAAAGCUGCAUUUAAUAGAAAAGACAAUACGUACUUUACCAAGUUUAUCCUCCAUCUUUAUGCCUUAUUUUGGCUACAACAUAUUUCAGUGAGUAAGUUAGUGGGCAUUGCCUUUAUCAAGGUUCAGUUCUAAGAGCCUUUCUGGGAAAUAUCAGAAUAGCAUUUAUAUAGAAUUCUUAUGGCUACCUGACAAAACAAGUUGGAGAUGUUUGCCUUUAACUAGAGGUCAUAUUUGUGACCAGUUCAUUUGCAGAAAGAAUACUGUUUUUUGGUCAAAGUAUCUUGCUACCUAACAUAAAUUCUCAUAAGUAAUAUAACAAUUCAUAUUUUACCUAAAAUAUUUAUAUCGAUAUAACUCUACACCCAACUUGGAAGUUUUUCUGGGGUGAAAUUUAUCAAAAUAGAGGGGCACAUCACAAGGAUGAAUGUGAAUAGUAAUAAAAGAAUUCAAAGUUUUCAUAGCUUCUUUGUGCCCUUGUGAAAUGACAGCAUUAGGCUCUGAUUCGGUGUCAGGAAACUAAGUGGCUACUCUAGAAAAGGAACAACAUAUGUAUUAAGUGUGGCAGAUGUGGAAAACAGAGGCCAGUGACUUAGGACGUUCAAUCUCGAUUAAGAAAUCAUUUUAUGUACACUAAAAAGAAAAACAAGAGGAAAACAAAACAAUUUUAAACUAAGAUUAUUCUGUGCAAAGCACAUGGAUUCCUAGAGAGAUAAAUUCAGUUUUGACUUUUCACUCAUUCAGAAAACUUUCAGUAAGGACCUGCAAACUCUUCCAGAAUCUACAUUUCUACGCACAUUCAGAGAACACAUGGUAAUAAUAAAGUUAGGGUUAUUGUCACCGUUUUCAGUUGAAUUUAAAAGAGGGGCUAGGCGAGGGACUGAGAUUACUGAGCCAGUCUAGGGCAGGAGUCACCUUUCACAAGUCUCUCUCUGGCAAGUGUGGAGGCUGCUUCUGUAGCAACCACUGGAUCAAGUGACAGCAAUUGACAGUGCACAACCCAAGAGUCACAGCCCUUAACAACCUACACAUCUGUAAUGGCAAAUAGCACUCACAUACCUGGCAACAUCUGAGGUGGAACCAGAAUUACAGAAAUGAAAAUGAGGAGGGGAAACUGUACUCUUUUUUUAGUCGAAUCCAGGAAAUAUUGAUUCCUGCUCUUCGCCUAAUUUUAAAUCUCCUUAGCAACAAAUAUUACACUAUUCCCUCUUGCUCCCAGGAAGACUAAAUACAUAAUAUAGUUGAUCUAUUCAUUAAAUUUAAGAGAAGAAAAAAAAAAAGACUUCCUCGAUGUUCAGCUCAAUUGGAUAUAUUUCCAUUUAAUUGCAU